Messenger RNA from Drosophila persimilis, 6482 nucleotides. RefSeq lists its product as uncharacterized. The coding region runs from base 756 to 6182 and encodes 1808 amino acids. The record is from RefSeq and is a predicted model, not a curated record. NCBI's taxonomy places the organism in Eukaryota, Metazoa, Arthropoda, Insecta, Diptera, Drosophilidae. The transcript has 8 exons.
GCAAACGUGCCAAGCGGAAGAUCAAGUUGUAUUAGAGCGCCCGGAGUGGGAGAUCCGAACCACAAUACACAGAUAUACAUAGUGUAGAGUGUCUCCAGCAACAACGCCAGAUUACAAAGUUGAAUUAAGUUGAAAUUUGCAGUAAUAAAUCGAAUCAAGUAAAUUAUGCCCGUGACCAAUAAUUUGCAUAGACGCGCGCCCUGUUCGUGUUAACCCACUUUCUAAACGACCCCGAAAGAAAAGAAAGAUAUAUGUACCUUUCGACCGAAUAUCGAAAAUUCAGUAACAACGAAACCAAUUAACAAGCAAAUAAUGUUGAGUAAAUAACAGAAGAAGCAAGUGAUAUUGUUUACUUCAGAGCUCUAGUUUUUUUAGUGCCUAACAAAAAUCGAAAGAAAAUACUCACGCUAAAUCAUCGCAAAAAAAAAAAAGAAAAACCAGAGACGAGACUGGAAAACGCACGGGAAACGACAUUGAUACCGGAACGCAACGCGUCUAUUCCUGUCCCGCAUCCGCACACCGCACCCCCGUCGCCUGUCAGUCAAUUGAAACCGCAGCAACAGCAGGGAGGAGAAGCAGCAGCAACAAUCUGCAGCACUGUAGAGGAAAAACCGGACAAGCCAGCCCGUGAGCCAAUCGAUAGAGAGAGGGAAAAACGUGACAGUGGGGCCAAAAGUUCAAGCAGAAUAUGGCCUAAGACUGUUCGGGAGUAACAGGCAGAACUUGCAACAGCUAAACAGCUAACAGCCAGCACCAUGUCGUCCUCGAUUUGCUCACACUUUACGCAGAAUGCUUGGAAGAAGGAUCUGUGCUCCAACUGCUUCAAGUCCAAGGACGAGCACAAGGCAGCCGCAGCAGCAGCCGCCUCCAAGCAGCAGGGGGGGGCCAGCAGCAGCCACAAACAGCCAGAGGUGCAGCCCAAGACGGACUAUCCCAACAAGCACAGGACCCCGGCCAAGAGCAUCAUCAAGAAGGCCUUCGGGGUGAGGCUGACCAGCAGCAAGUCGAGCGGAAGCGGCCACAGCAGCUCCAAGAGCGGCAAGGUGUGCUUCCCCAAGCAGCUGCACGAGAUCAUUGGCUAUGGGGGGGAAUGGUCGGACGACGACGAUGACGACGAUGACGAUCAUGACUUUAUGAAUCUCGGCAACGAGCACGAUGACAUGGCCAUCACGGAGACCGACGACGAGGAGACCAUUGAGCUCAAGCGGAUUACGCGUGCCAACACCGACUUCAACAUGAACAAUGGCAAUCUGCUGGGCGAUGCCCAGGAGAACAUCAAGAAAUCGUUCGCGGCCCUCAAGCUGGGCGCCCCCCAGGUGGACAAGGAGGGCAAGAAGCAAACGCUCACCAUCAAUGUGAUGCCCUUUGGACAGCCCCUAAAGGGAUCAUCAGCCAAGGCGGCAACAGGGCCAGCGCCAGGGCCAGCAAAGGGUGCUCCCCAGGAGAGCAAAACUACGGUGACAGCGGCCACCACAGCCAAGGCCAAGACGGCCACAAUAACCACAGCCAUCAAGAGCAGCAGCAGCAGCAGCAGCAGCACGGUUACCAAGAAGGUGACCACCACCCUAACGCCCACGCUGACCAUGGCCAAGGUCACGCCAGCCGCCACACCCUCGCGGGACGGCAAGGCCAGUCCGCCCAUAGAGCGAGCCAUGGAGAAGUCCCUGCUGGACGAGAUCUCCGAGACCCUGGAGCAAAAGCAAAAGCAGAGCGAACAGAUCACAGCGGCCGCAGCCACAGCCACCGUGGCAGGUGGCAACAACAACAGCAACAGCUCCUCCUCUGCCUCGUCGACUGCCAGCUGCAACAAAAUCAAAUUCGAGCUGAGCGCCCUGAGCGACUCGCCGAAGCCAUUUCUCGACCUUAAGAAGCCCAUCGCGCGGAACGCGCCCAUAACCAAGGACCACGCCAAGCCGCGGGUGAACGUCUGCCACAAGUACUCGGACACGGACAGCAACUGCUCGGACACGGAGAACGGGGUGUCGGCCUACUACGAUGUGGUGGAGACGCAGCUCAGCUACGAGAAUCUGCCCGAUGGCAAGUACAGCGAACAGGUGGGCGUGGCCAGUGCCGCCCCGGCGGAGAGCAGCGCGAGCACGGCCCACUACUCGAGCUCCCAGUACAUCACGGACAUGCUGCUCAGCUCGAAGACGCGGGCGGCCAGCUACAACCUGCACGAGGGCAACUUCAUGACCAGCAAGAUCACCUCCGACGGCCUGAUCGUGACCAAGUGCAGCUCGGACGAUGCCCUGGACUCCACCGGCAGCAGCUUCGACGGCAGCUCCGACGAGGAGAACGCCUACAACAUGAUCCGCAGCGAGUCGGACUCGGGCAUUGGCAUCAGCAUCGGCAGCGAGUACAAGAAUGCGGGCGGGGCCAAGGGAGCCGGAGCCGCCGGCCAGCUGCUGGUGGAGAAGAAGCUCAGCGCCAGCACCAAUAACUCCGACUACGAGGACAUCCAGAUUGGAGACCAGGCGGCGCCCAAGCCGGCGGUCAAGAGUCGGGAGCUGCACGGCGAGCCCGACGGCAGUGCCGAUCCGGACAACAGUCUGGAGCAGAAGCAACAACAGAAGCAGCCACAGAAGGAGACGGAGGCCACUGGACAGCAGCUGCCGGCGCUGCCCAAGUCCCCGCCGCCACCCAUGAAGAUGGAUGCCCGGCCCUCGUUCCUGCACGGCCUCAAGAAGCCAGAGCUCCCGGCCAAGCCACAAGUCAACAACAGCAACAGCAACAACAACAGCAGUCCUGGGGGAAGCCUCAGCGCGGGGCACACGCCACUGAAGAGCUUCUUGGGGAGCAAGCGGCAGCCGAGCUGCGCCGAGCAGCAGUUCAUCACACAGCUGCAGUCGGCCAUCUCCAAGUCGAGCGAGAAUCUGUUACUUGCCGCAGCCGCAGCCUCGGCCUCAGCCUCGGCCGCUGACUCAGCGAAAGAUGCGGAGGCAAAGCUAAAGAAGGGCAAAGCACCGAAUCCGCCGCCAGAGCCAAAGCUGAGCGCUCCGCCCACGCCAGAGCGCGACUACAGCCUGGUAGUCGAGUUCGAGCAGGCCUCGAAGGUGGCCGCAACGGAGCCAUCGCUGACAUCGCCAUUGUCAUCGGCCAAGCCAGCGGAAGCGGCCACGUCAGCCAGUGCCAGUGCCAGUGAGACAUCCGCCGGGGAGACCACUCAGCCGCAGUCCACACCCACACCCACACCCCCAGCAGCAGCAGCCGUAGCGGCGGCCAUCAACAGCAGCCUGUAUACGAGGAAACCACCGCUGCCGGUGGCGGCCGGAGGAGCACCCGUCAUCCGGGAGAAGGACAAGCGCGAGCGGGCCGUCAUCAAUCCCAAGUUCCGGAGCCUCAACACCUUCGUCAUGCAGCGAGCCAAUGCGGCCAAGCAGCUGCAGAUGCAGUCCGCCAGCUCGGUGCUGAAUCUCAAGCAGCCACUCACGCCGGAGCCGAUGCCGCGCAACCACCGGCACCUGUCCAUGUCCGAGGAGUGCCUGGCCGCCGCCGGGCUGGCGGACAGCAAGAAGUCGCCGCCGUCGUCGUCGUCGUCGAACUCCUCGCCGCCCCAGAAGCAAAAGUCCAAGUUCUCCAUCAAGAAGUUCCUUCGCAUGGGCAGCAACGGCGGCAGCAAGUCCUCGGAUCCGCUGCACAAGAAGGACUCCAGCAUCUACACGGAGAUCUGCACGGGCGACGAUGGCAGUGUGCCCGGCAAGCCGCGACUCGUCAUCAUCCAUCCGAUCGACAUCAAUCCCACGGCCGUCGAGGUGGUCAAGGACAUCACCAAGACCAGCGAUGCGGUGUCCUCCCAGACGGUGGCCGUCGUCACGGCCAAGCCCCCGGCUCCGCCCCUACGCGCCAGCGAGGGACAGCGUGCCCAUGAGGCCAACAAGCCGGCACGCCCACCGCCGCCCAAGAGCGCCGAGCUGCGACGCAAGCAGAAGACCGAGCUGACGGCCACGUUGAGUGGCAGCAGCGUGGACUCUGCCACGACUAUGGUGGCCAGCACCGGAUCCAUCAAGCUGAAGGCCGACAAUGUCUAUGCGAAUUUGGGAGAAAUCCGCUCCUCGAUAGCCCCACGCAAGCCCGAGCGUACGGCCAGCAUGAGGGAGCGCGAGGCGCAGCUGGAGCUAGUGCGGAAGCGGGGAAUACUAACCGAUACUAUCUCCAUUUGCUCGUCAAACGGUGAGAAUGUAACAACGGAUCCAACCAAGUCGUCGCUCAAGACGAACAACCACGGACAGGAUGGGGGAAAAUCAUUGAAUGUGGCCUCCACGGCCAACAGUCGGACGAGCACCUUUGAGCGCCAGCCGCAGAAGAAGAGCGAGCCGAAGAUGGCCAUCUCCAGCAAGCUGGAGAUCUUCGAGCAGCGAUCCAGCGAUGCCACGGACACGGCGGCCCAGCGCAGCAGCCUCAAGGAUUCGGUGCGCAAGAUCAACAGCACCAUCGACAGCUAUCUGAAGGACAAGCGCGACUAUGAGAACCUGUACGAGUUCGUGAAGAUGGGCAACGGCAGCACAUCGCCACAGCCCCCAACGGGAGCCACUGCGCCGGCCACAGCAUCGAUGCCACCGCCACCGCCCACACGCACCAACAUCGAUCUGGCGGCAGUGGCGGGACAGCGCCUCACCCAGGCCACGCGACGCAACAACAACAUCUACUCGGACACGGCCUCCAUAGCCAGCUACACGCGCAGCGAAUACGGACCCGUGCGCCACUACGGACUGAACAACAGCUUGGCCAACAUUCCACGGAUGAUCUCUGCAUCGUAUGCGGGCAGCGAGGUGGGAGAGUUCGAUAUCUAUGCGCCGUACAGCUACUACGGCAGCGAGGCGGGCGGCGAUGUGGCCACGGAUAUCAAUGACAGCGUCUGGGGCAUGCCACAGGCAAACAAGAACCGCAGCAAGGCCACGAAUCGUUUGCGCAUGCGCAAGGGACGCAGUGUCGUGCACAAGACCAUCGAGGAUAACUACACCGCCGUGGUGGUGGCCAAUCAUGAGGCCCUCGCCCAGGUGCUCGAUCAGCUCCAGCAAACUCCAGUGGUUCCAGCGGCACUGCGACCUCUGGCCAAUGCCAUCAACUUGCGCUACGAGGACUUUACCAUCCUGGAGGGUGCCCAGGCAUUUGUCGUGGGCAAAAAGGCCUUCCAUGCCGCCCUCUGGACCUCAUCGCCCGUUACCCUGGCCCUGUCCGCCGACUGCAAUCAGCUGUCCGGCGUGGGAGGUGAGCUGAGCCAGUUGACUGGCGGCGUCAGUGAAGUGCUCAAUCCCAUAACCGAGUUCUGCGACCUGGUGCCCAGCUACCAGCUGCCGCUGAUGCCCUCCACGGAGGUGACCCUGCUGCAGGCCACCAUCUCGGUGUUGCCGCGCCUCCAGCUGGAGACACUGCAGUCGAUUGGGGCCAUACUCAAGGGCAAGUCGCAGGUGCUGGACAAGAGCAACUUCAACUUCCGCGGCUCCAUUCCCAACCUGAGCGGCCUGAAGGACGCGGCCGCAGGCAGCGCCCUGAGGAACGUGGUCUCUGUGCAGAAUCUGAGUACGCUGAACGAGGAGUCCAUAGGCACGACCAGUUCUGGAGAGGAUGGCACGGCCAGUGCGAGUGCCAUGCCCGCAUUCGACGAUGUGAUGACGCGGGAGGUGGCCUUCAUAAUGCUGCAGCUGGUCAACGGGAUGAAGAAUCUGCAGGCCAAGGCCAUUGAGGAGACGCCGCUGAGUCUGUCCAAUGUGGUGCUGUCCAAGGACAUGGACAACAAGGAUGCCCAGGCGCGUCUCUGCGUGCUGCAGGGCAACAACAACGAGGAUGAGGAGCCGAUGGGCACGCUCUGCAAGUGCGCCCACUCCGCCCUGACCGACAUGCUGCCUGCCACCAAGAUCACGCCCAUUCUGGCGGACAUCCUGCAGCAGGAGCGUGCCGAGUCGCUGUCCAAGGCCAAGUCCGUGCUGGAGUUUGUGCUGUGGGGCCCCUCGGACGUGGCCCUCACGGGCUCCGUCAAGGAGCGAGAGCUGGCCCUGCAGCGCUGGCUGGAUCUGGAACGGGCCACGGUCCUCCAUGGCCUGGUCCGCACCCGGGUCGAGCUGACCGUCUACGACGAGUGUCAUCUGAUGUUCCUCGUCCGUUCCACUGCCAAGAUGAUGAAUGACGCGGCCAAGAUUGUCUGCAGCUAUCAGCAAUCGACGUCGUCGGUUAGCCAGGACUAGCUACCGAUGUUCUAGUUAACGUAACGCAAUUCUUAAAGGAAUUUUCAUAUAUUUAUUAUACGAAAUUGUCAUAGACAUUUAGUCCAUAGAGUCAAAACAUGAUAUAUCAUGAUAAACAUACGAUAAUCGAACCUUAUACUUAUACACCAUUAUCUUUGCCUAGCGUGCCAAAUUGUUUCGCGCGGAAAUUGUCAUGUAUAAAUAUACCUAUUAAAUGCAUCCCUAAACGAUUUGUGCAACUUUAAUUAAUUUGUAAUCUAAUUGUAAGUCAUUAAUCUAUACGAAUAUUUAUACAUAUAU